AUGCCUGUUCAUAGGAAGAAGGCCUCUAAGCAUACAGACGCCAUACUUCUCUGGGGGGCAUGCAAGCUCCAGAAAUACUUCACGGCCAAGGGCCUCAUCGACUACUUUGUAGUUAAAGAAGAUCUAUCUCUCCCAAUAACGGGAGGGGUGCUAAUAGGGUCGGGCCUGGCCACGGCGUCCGCGUCGCAGAAGGAGGGAAAGCUUUUUGAAGAGCUAAAGGCUAACAUCAUCCAGGCCUCGCGCGACCUAGAGAAGGAAGCCGAGAUUGUGCAAGAUGUCGAGGCGUCACGGGCUGAUCGGGGUCUCCACGAUGCCGAGAUCAUAUCGUCGUAUGCAUUACCAAGAAGCGGGGACGAUAACGAUAACGACGGCGGCGAUGGUGGUGAUGACGAUAACGGUAAAGAAGAAGGCGGCGCAGUUGAUACGGACGUAGAUCUCGGACGCAUUCUUGCCGCAGUGGAGAGUAUACUCAGAGACGCAUAUAAGUUAUACAGCAACAAGUCAUCUAAUCACAAGAUAACGCAGCAGCGUGCAAAGAGGCUAAGCAAUUUCCGCAGCGAUCCGCAGCGACAAUAG
Molecule: messenger RNA, 576 nt
Organism: Fusarium proliferatum ET1
Lineage: Eukaryota; Fungi; Ascomycota; Sordariomycetes; Hypocreales; Nectriaceae
Exons: 2
Coding region: 1-576 (191 amino acids)
Source: RefSeq, a predicted model, not a curated record